Molecule: messenger RNA, 366 nt
Organism: Opisthorchis viverrini
Lineage: Eukaryota; Metazoa; Platyhelminthes; Trematoda; Opisthorchiida; Opisthorchiidae
Exons: 4
Coding region: 1-366 (121 amino acids)
Source: RefSeq, a predicted model, not a curated record
AUGCCAGAACAGGAACACGACCGUUCAACCGAGAGUGAUGUGACUAUGAACAAAAAUCUAGGUCUCUCCAUCCCGCAGCGUGUAUCUGCUCUGACCACGAAAACGACAUCAGCCAAAAGAGUUAUUGGCACUUUGAUUUGCACUUUUGCCAAAAGGGCAACUAGAUUAUCACCACUAGACAGUUUUGUAGCUAUUUUAUUGCAAGAAGGAGGGGUAAUUCUUUUAGUCCCCCAACAUAAUUUCUCAUCUUUUCACGAUGGGGGUGGGGUCACCUGGUGUACAAAAGUGAAAGACACAAAAGGGUCAGUCUUUGUUAAGCUAAACAAACAGGUUUGCCAGCUUGAGUUUCCCAACUCAAACUAUUAG